AUGGCGGCCAUCAGCAUCGGGGAUACUGUCAUGGUCCCCGGCGACAUGCAUGGUGUCGUCAAAUUCAUCGGCCCUGUCACUGGGAAAAAGGGAAUAUUUGCGGGCGUACAACUUGCAACAGAAUAUGCGCCUCGCGGCAAAAAUUCCGGCGAGGUGGAUGGAAAAUACUACUUCAGAACCACGAUCCCGGGCUCGGGCAUAUUUCUACCCUUGGAGAAGGCCGUGAAGAAACCCGGCAGUGCUGGCAGUGCAGGAUCAGGAUUGGGGCUCAGUGGUGUCAGAGCAAGUCCUGGCCCGGGCACACCCACCAACAGACUUGCCAGCUUCAAUCAGGGUGGGCGGACCCCCGGCGUGACCACGGGUCUUGUCAAACCCAGCUUCAGUCAGUCCAUAGGUCCCGGUGGACUGAGAUCAUCGGGUGCCGCCAGCCCGGCACUCAAACCACCCCUCAGAAGAGAAUCACUACCGCGACCCUCGAGUCCGCUGCGCAAAGUCAAUACUCCGACACCCAGGACGCUGGCCACACCCAAGACACGACCCAGCGGUAUCGGUCUGGCAAAGAGCACAAAUGGAGGAGGCCCUGGCGGGCCUUACGCAAAAGCCAGCCAGCAACGCGGUGUCAACAACUUCAGCCAGAGCCUGAGACAGGGCAGCUCGACUGCAUCUGCAAGUCCCUCGUUAGGCCCCGAGUCAAGUUUCGAUGAGAUCCCCGAACAAGAGGCGGAAUCCACACCGACACCGACACCCAAUUUCAGCCGAAAGACGGCCGAAAGCAACGUGGAAAAGUACGAGACCAAGAUUCGCGAAUUGAAUGAAGAAUUGGAAAACGCGAAACGCCAAAUACAUGACCAAGGCACGAGUUUUGCCGAAAUGGAACGGAACUUCAACGAGAUACAAAAACUCCUUCCUGGACUGGAGGAAGAUCAGCAGGCGGAGAAACGGGCCCGAGAGGAUGAUGAAGACGACCUCCCCCGUGACGUCGUUUCCCUAAGAGAAGCCCUCCGGGAGAAGAAUGAGAAGAUCAAAUUGCUCACGGCGGAAUUUGAUGCUAACCGUGCUGAUUUCCGCUCGACGAUCGAUACGUUGGAGAUGGCGAGUACCGAAACGGAACGUGUCUACGAGAAGAGAGUAGAUGAGUUGCUCGAAGAAGUGAGAAAUCUACAGGAUCGAAGUGAGGAUGUCGAGACCGUCGCACAGCAACUUAAGCAGUUGGAAGAGCUUGUGCAGGAGCUUGAAGAAGGCCUCGAGGAUGCAAGGCGCGGCGAGGCUGAGGCGCGUGGCGAGGUGGAAUUCUUGAGGGGCGAGGUCGAGAGAUCGAGAAGCGAGUUAAGGCGGGAGAAGGAGAGGAUGAAGACGGAAGAGCAGCUGAAUGGUGGUGGUGGCUACUCGUCUUCGUCCAAAGUCCAAGAGCUCGAAGCACAAUUAACCGCAAAGGAUGAUGAAAUCAGGGGAUUGAAAGCCAUUAUCCAAAAUUUGAAUGCUACCAGCCCUAAACGACCAAACGGUAUUGCGGUGGCCAACGGACAUCAAAGGAAAGAUUCGUCCCCGGUUGGCGAUGGCGGAGAAGAUGCUCUGCAACAACAAAUUCGCGAUCUUGAGGUUCUUCUGCAACAAAAGAGUGCUCAUGAGGAAGAACUUGUGCAAGAGGUCAGACAGCUACGAAAUAGCGUCACACUUUCAAAGUUCCCUAUGCCUAUGGGCGGAGCUGCGUUUGGCAUCCAUACAGGUAUGCGCACUGGGCACUCUAGGAGCAACAGCGAGGAACUGGAUCGCAAGCACCUCAGCACCGGUACCAUUGGAAGCCAGCGGACGGUUGUCCUCGGGCCUGUGAAACGAAACGGAACCAGUGGUCAUGAGCGACAAGACAGUCAAACAACGGGCCAGGAAGCCUGGCAUGAUGCUCCCUCGGGGAUAGCGUCGCCAGUGAGACAACGUCUCGAUUAUGACACUGGCGUCAGGGAACGAGAGAGGUCUGACGAUGGCGUAACGGAUGUGUCUACAUCUGAAAGCGCAGUUUUGUGGUGCGAGAUCUGCGAAGAAGGCGGGCAUGAUAUUUUGACCUGUGGAAACAUGUUUGGCCCAGGCAAGAAGACUACGACCGACGUCGAUUCGUCCCAUAUGGACGACCAAAAUGACAGAAGCGUCGGUCUCGAGGGCCAUCCCGGAGAUGAUGAAGAGCAUGUCGACCAUGCUGGACAGGUGCUGGCAGUGACAGCAGGACCACGGGAUCCAGAUCGACCAGCGCCCCUUAUGAGUCGAAAGUCGACGAACAACACCAUCACCUCACCGUCCGACGUCAACCCCAACCCGCCGCCUACAGAAGAUCUACCCUCUCCACCAGUUACAUCAGAAACCCCAGAAUCUCCCAGUGUGAGAAUGGCAAAUCCUCCGCUUCCCGCUCCAUCCACAUCCACGGCUGCUCCAGUCCAAGCACCAGCCAAACUUAUAGAGGGAACAGGUGCACAAGCCGGCAUGCUAGCUGGGCGGACGACAGGUGUCAUCGACCCGGAGAAGUGGUGUGCAUUGUGUGAGCGUGACGGGCACGAAAGCGUCGACUGUCCCGUUGAAGAAGCCUUCUAG
Molecule: messenger RNA, 2580 nt
Organism: Fonsecaea nubica
Lineage: Eukaryota; Fungi; Ascomycota; Eurotiomycetes; Chaetothyriales; Herpotrichiellaceae
Exons: 1
Coding region: 1-2580 (859 amino acids)
Source: RefSeq, a predicted model, not a curated record